Molecule: messenger RNA, 1293 nt
Organism: Cucurbita moschata (crookneck pumpkin)
Lineage: Eukaryota; Viridiplantae; Streptophyta; Magnoliopsida; Cucurbitales; Cucurbitaceae
Product: DNA-directed RNA polymerase III subunit rpc4-like
Exons: 9
Coding region: 100-1074 (324 amino acids)
Biological process (GO): transcription by RNA polymerase III
Cellular component (GO): RNA polymerase III complex
Molecular function (GO): DNA binding
Source: RefSeq, a predicted model, not a curated record
CCCACUUCUAAGAUCCCCCUGGUCUAGGGUUCGAAUCCUUCUCAUUUUUCUUUUUCACCAUUUUCCCUCUUUCCCUUCGUCAUCUUCAACCUCAAGCUGAUGAAGAAUCCCGAUCCAUCUCCUCCGCGCAGAAAGAUCAAAUUCGCCCCAAAAUCCACACCGCGCAGAAGGCCACCCCCCGCUCCAAAAACUGAAGACGAAGAUGUAGUUGGUAAUGUUGCUCAAACUCGCUACCUCUUACGCCGUGCGACUGAGAAUCUUGGAAAACGAGGGAACAAAGUCGAGAAAAAAUCUUCUGUGCAAGUUGCAUUCGGGCCUGGUGCGGCAUCGGCAUCAGAAUCAUCUUCUAUUAGAACGUAUGGAGUCCCCAAAAUCGGAAACAGUAGCAGAAAAAAGGAUAUUGAGCCUGAAUCUGCUGAAGAUGAGGAACUUAUCUUGCCUCCGCCUAUGGAUUUCGAAGAAUAUGGGAAAAAUCUCAAUGAAAAAACAGAGGAUGCAACCAAGAACACGAAGGAUUACAAAGAACCAUGGGAUUACCAUAAUUCUUACUAUCCUACUACGCUUCCUUUACGGAUGCCUUACUCUGGAGAUCCUGAAAUGCUUGAUGAAGCUGAGUUCGGGCAGGAUGUGAUGGAUAGGGAGUAUGAUGAGAACUCUAGUAUACCUGCCUUGGAUCUUGGAUUGCUGGAUGAAAAUUCUGAGAAUACUAGGUACUUUUUUCAGCUUCCUGCUUGUCUUCCUUUUCCCAAACGAUCAUCUACUUCAACGGGAAAGGAGAAGGUAGGAAACUUGAGAUCUUCAAUCAGCACUGCCUCAUCAGAGCUGGGCGAUUUACGGAACCUGCCCGGUGGAUAUAUGGGGAAACUACUGAUAUACAAGAGUGGAGCUGUUAAGUUGAGGCUGGGAGAUACACUUUACGAUGUUUCUUCUGGUUUAGACUGCAGUUUUCUUCAACAUGUUGUGGCGAUCAACACCGACAAGGGACAGUGCUGCGAUCUCGGAGAAAUUGGCAAACGAGUCGUGGUGACACCAGAUAUAGGUUCCCUCUUGAAUUCAAUGACUGACUUGGGAUGAACUUGAAGAACAGGCCUGCGGAUAGAACAACCAUCUCAAAAGGAACAGGAAAGAACGGCUAAUCCUUACAAUGUCAAAAUGGAUAUGACCAAUGGCUGUGUACUGAAAAUGCUCACUAGGUAAGGAACUUGCGUUUCGCUGCUCUUAGGAUGUCACAUUAUUCAUCAAACUGCCUCCUUUGUUAAUCCAAUGCAGCAAGAACGUGUUCAUUCUCUCUAA